Pristis pectinata (smalltooth sawfish) is the source of this 5486-nucleotide messenger RNA. RefSeq names its product sema domain, immunoglobulin domain (Ig), transmembrane domain (TM) and short cytoplasmic domain, (semaphorin) 4F (gene sema4f). The transcript is spliced from 14 exons. Gene Ontology annotation, biological process: negative regulation of axon extension involved in axon guidance; positive regulation of cell migration; negative chemotaxis. The record is from RefSeq and is a predicted model, not a curated record. Bases 332 to 2611 code for a protein of 759 amino acids. Lineage: Eukaryota; Metazoa; Chordata; Chondrichthyes; Rhinopristiformes; Pristidae. Gene Ontology annotation, molecular function: semaphorin receptor binding; chemorepellent activity.
UGUUGUAACGCUCAAUGCAGUAACAAAAAAAGGCAACUGCAUAAUAUGUCCGACUGUCGACAUCAAGCGUAGUUUUUAAGCAAACAAAGUUUACGUAACACCGGAGGGUUCGAGACUGAACAACAAACCAACUUUAAAACCGAACUCGGAUACGAAAAGUUGUUUUAAAGAAAUUCAAGUAAGAGCGAAAGGAGCUGUUCACUUUUAUUUCAAACACCUGGUUGUGGUGUUUGUACUUUGUUCUUCUCUGCCCGAUUGUAUUAGAAGCAAGAAAACAACCAGAAAAAGAAUUGGAAAAAUUUUGCCAGGCGUCUUAAAAAGAAAUAACACGAUGAAAGGAGGAUUCACGGCUCUAGCUGUUUACGUUGCGAUUUUGUGUCCUAUCAGUAUCUACGUUUUGGGCUUGGCUAAGGAAUCGCUUCCCAGGAAAACCAUUUCUUACAGUGAGCUUCAACUGACGUCAAUGAGGAGCUUUUUCAAGGGCAAUCGGACAACUUUUACCAGCUUCUUGGUGGAUGGACCACGUAACCGCUUUUAUGUGGGAGCAAGUAAUGCUGUCUAUGUCCUCAACUUGACUGCUGUGGAUCAAGAUCCAUUAAUGAUAGAAUGGAAGGUAACAGAAAGUGAACGUGAUUCCUGUUUGCGAAAAGGCAAGGUGGAGUUUAAAUGCCACAAUUACAUUCGAAUCCUGGAAGUCUGGAAUGAGACACAUCUCUUUGCCUGUGGGACCUACGCUUUUGACCCUCAUUGUGCAUUUAUCAAGGUCUUUGGUUCCGUCAACACAACACAGAGUAGAAUCGAAGGAAUGGAAAACGGGCGAGGAAAAUGUCCAUUUGAGCCGACACAACCCUUUGCAGCAACGUUGGCAGAUGAAGUGCUGUAUGCAGCGACAGCAGUUGAUUUUCAGGGCAAGGAUACAGCUGUGGUCAAGAGUAAGGGACAGGUUGAAAAGAUUCGCACAGAGGAUUCCGUCAAGUGGCUGAGUGAUCCGCAAUUUGUGGGAUCAACGUUUAUAAGAGAAAAUGAGGGAAGUGGUGAUGAUGACAAACUCUACUUCUUCUUCAGUGAGACAGCCCGGGAGUUUGAAUACUACAAGACAGUGCGAGUUCCUAGGGUGGCCCGUGUUUGCAAGGGCGAUAUUGGUGGCCAGAAGACACUUCAGAAGAAAUGGACCUCCUUCCUUAAAGCCCGUUUGGUGUGCUCUGAUAAAAUAAAUGAGAUGUAUUUUGAUAAGAUUCACGAUGUGUUUACACUGCAGCUUGACCCAGGUGAUGCAGGUUCAACUGUUUUCUAUGGAGUCUUUUCCACAACUUGGGACAACCAAACUGUUUCUGCAGUGUGUGCUUACAACAUUAAAGCUGUGCAGAGUGCUUUCAAUGGGCGAUAUAUGGAGUAUAAAAGGGAAGUUGACAAAUGGGAUGUGUAUCGAGAUGGAAUUCCGGAUCCCCGACCUGGGACGUGCAUCACUAAUCAGAUGAAAGAGAGAGGGUAUAAUACAACUUUGGAUCUUCCGGACAACGUGCUAAUGUUUAUUCGAGAUCAUCUUCUAAUGGCAAGUUUUAUUAGUCCAAUUGAUGGGAAGCCACUCCUAAUCAUGAGAGACACACUGUAUUCCAAGAUUAUUGUCCAGAGAGAGAAUUCCAGCAGUGGCUUGGGCUAUGAGGUUUUUUACUUGGGAACAGAAACUGGACAUUUGCAUAAAGCGAUCAAGAAAGACUCCAAAGUUCUUGUGGUGGAGGACUAUGUAAUCUUUAAACCAGAUGAGAAAGUGCUGAACAUUGCACUGCAUCAGGGGUUUGUCUACAUUGGAUCAUCUAACAGGGUGGUCCAGCUUCCAGCAGUAAACUGCAGCAGAUACUCCAGCUGUGAUGCCUGUUUCCUGACAAGGGAUCCAUCAUGUAGCUGGGAUGCACAGAAAUUGGAGUGUGUUCAUAAUAAAAGAGAAAACAUCCAAAGGUUUCUUCAAAAUGUGGAGUAUGACCAUCAGCAAGCUAAAACCUCAUGUAACAACGAAAAAGACCAUCCUGCCCCGUUGGUGAAGGUAGUAAUAGUGGUGAAGGGGACCACUGUGUUUCUUCAGUGCAAUCCCAGUUCCAGCUGGUCGACCUGUAAUUGGAAAACGCCAAAUGGAACCUUGGUCAACAAUGACGUUGUUGGAGGGAUUCAUGUAAUGGCCACACAGAGCACUCUGGGCGAUUACGAAUGCUUGUGUAUUGAGGAAGGAGUGCAUAUUCUUGAAGCUCUCUAUAGCCUGGAGUUUGAGUCUUCAACUAGUCCCAGGGCUAAUAAUUCUGUUAAUUAUGUCCUGAUGUUUGCCAUCCUGGUUCUUGGCAUUAUUAUUGGUGCCCUUGUCUACAAGUAUGGUCACUCAUGGUGGAAGAAAAAGUUGUCAUCUAAGAGUGGCUGCAACAGAGAUUACACAGAUGCACCGCAGGAUGGCACGGUUCACAGUUCGGGCUCCACUGAUGAAAUCCGGCCCUUGACCAUUACCCAGAGGAAUGAAUCAGGUUUAAAUGGAACCAAUGAGAAAGAGGUGAAUGGAAUGAAUGUGGGCCUUCCAAGAAACCAGACCAUUUCUAUCAUAUCAUGCCAGGAUGAAACAUCAAUUUAAUUGAUGGUCAGACUCAAGCCCUUGAAAAAUGUGUCCUGAAAGAGUAGCCAAGCAUUUGCUUUACAGCUAUCUUCUUUAUUGCAUUUGUGGUGUUGCUUUUAAUUCUGUCCACUAGUCUUUCUUCCAGGUAAGAAAGUGUAGAGCUUGGGAACAUGACCAUUGGCCCCCACUCAGCAAUUUUGUUGACACAUUUGGGUAGAGUGGGUGGGGUUUGCAACACCAUUUUGUUUACAGUUGCACUGUUUGAGACGUUGUGCAGGUACCAUGUGACCUUUCAUUUUCUAAAGACAACCCAAGUUUUGCCAGUUUUAUUUGCAAAAAAAAUUAAGAAAUUGAAAUAAUUUGAUUUUAUGAAUAAAUAUGCAUAUUGUUCUGCAAAUGCAAACCCAUAUGGAAAGACACUGGGUAACUGAGUUACUUAGACCAUGGAGCUAUGGAUUGUCUCUUGUUCUGUGUUGAAUUCACUGAUUUCAAUCCAGAAUAUCAGUGAGGAUGGGUAAACUACUCUGCCCCUGACCAAGAAGAGUAAAUAUCAGCCCUGGGAUUUCUGCUCCAGUGACCACUGCUGCAGAGGAUACUUCUAGACAGGUCAAGAAAUCAAGACUGGCCUCAAAUGUGCUGUCCCAUCCACUUAUAAUGAAGAGCAAUGUUGAAAGAGAGGCAGAGAAACUAACUGGAUAACUCUUUCAGAACGGCUGGCACAGAUGCAAGGUGUCAAAUGGUUUUCUUCUGUAAUGUAUUGUUCUGCUGGCUCAGGUUAUAGUGAGUGACCCCAUGUUCGAGGGUCUGCACCAAAAAAAGGAAUCAACGCCUUCUGGAUAGCAAAAAUGAUGCUGGUGCUCAAUCUGAUAAAAUACUGGGAUUGCUGGAAACCUAUUACCUGUUUAAAAUAUGUAAAAGUUGAGUUUUUUAGCAGUAAGUUUAUUGCCAGGAUAUUCAAUGCAGGUGUAUUUGGCCAGCUUUGAGCAGGAAUCUUGGUGUAAGUGGUACACAACCCUCUUCACAGAGUGAAUAUUUCUGCUCUGUGACCACUGGCAAUCAUUUCAGCCCCUGGGUGGAUGGGGAAAUGUGAAGAAUGGCUAAAAACUGAAUUCACAUCUUUCCUAGUGGAAUCCAGGUGUUCUGGAGCACAGCAGAAAGAAACAGACUAACCACAACUGCCAGUGUCUCCAUUUCUCUUUCCAAACUGUUUCAAUGUGGUGGAUUUCUUUAUACUACCAGAAGACUGGACUCCUGCAACCACUGUAAAUGUACUGUAAAUUGGAGUUUUGUUGAAAUAUUCUCAGUUUAGUUUUGGUAUUUACUGAUUGCUCUGUAAUUGAUGUAUGGAGCUUUAAGAUUUGCUCUCCCUUCUCUCCGAGUUCACUUUGUAAGGAUCCAUCAACUGAUGCUGUUCCAGGGUGCUUUGGACCUCAGUGGAAAUUGUGGGGGUAGAAAGGUGGGUUGGUAUGUUCACUCUUUUUUGAUUGUUCCAGGUUUAACUUGGAAAAGCAAUGGAUUUGAGAGGACCUAACUGCUGUCUUUAGGAUUAUUUAGAUUGUAGGCUCCACCCUGCUGUGUGGGUGAAGGUUCAUGUUUUAAUCUAACAAAUACUAUUUGUAUUGGUUUUUCUUGGUAUCACUUCAAAUUUCCUCUGCCAGUGGCUGACCUGUAACCACCAGUAUUUAGGCAUAAUUUCAAACUCCGGAUGCUAAAAUAAUGCCUAUUCAUUCUAUACUCACUUGAAAGGAAAAUUGGACGAUUAUGUAUAAUGUAUGGCUCAUCCUGAAUCAUCCAUUUACCCUAUUGGUUAAAGUUAAAAUGCAAAUGUCUUUUAGAGUCUGACACCCACAUUGGAUUGGCAGAAUGUAGAAUUGUACUGCUGGUUGUUCUGUACAAAGUUCAAGUGGGGCAUUAUUGAAAAUCUGCUUGACCAAGAUGUCCUGAGAUAGGAGUGCUGUUAUAAAAUAGGCAAUACUGCAUGCUUUUGUGCAGCGUUGGUACUGGAGUCUGCUCGCCUUUAUCAGUAUUCAGUGAAAAGCCUGAGCCUUUCCAGUAUUGUUCUAUAUGUUGAUUUUAAUGAAUUUUGAAUUUUUAUUCUACUUUAUGCAGAUUAGGGAAGAUUUAAAAUUGGAGUGCAGGGUUUUUAAAAAGGGGGUGGGGUAGAAUUAUUAAGAGAGGGCAAACUGGGGUGGGCUUACCUGGAUAGAUGCAAUGCCCGAUUAGUACUGGCCCAGACAGAAUAGGAGGGUACCAAGAUGGAUCUGCAAAGACAGCAGUGUGGACAACAGAGCUUUUAUCAAUGCCCCUAGUACAAUCAGGAGAAAAUAUCAUAGUGGCUUCUGUUUCCAAUUGCUGAACAGUGGCACAAGCCUGUGUGGGUGUGCAGUGGAUGAUAUGAUAAACUCACACUCAGCUAUGAUAUACCCUCUUUGUUGCUCCUGUCAUUAACUACCCUCGUAUCACUUGCUGUGUGGUUUCUGGUGUGAUGAUUAGGCACUGAAGGAUCUCCUGUUCGGAAAUGAAGCCCACUGCAGUUUGAUGCCUCAUGGAGAAGGAGAAAUUUAGAGUUCAGGGUGGGGCUAGAUGCUGGUAAGCUUAAUUCUUGAAUGGUUAUUCAGAUUUUUUGAAUGUUCCAGUUAGUAGCUACCUUUUUAUGUGAAUUUGUGUCCAGUUGUAAUGUGGUUAUAUAUUUGUUUCAGGUUUUUAAGGAUUUUUCUUCUAUCUAACUCAUUGCUGUAUGCUGCCUGAGCAAAAAUAUGACUAUGCGGUUUCAAUUUCAACCAGUGUUGAGCACCUGCAUAGCUUUGGCAGAAAGACAUGGAAAUGUUAAAUGUUAUUAUUAGCUGACUGAAGGAUUCUCGGUCUUCACUGCUGUGUUAUCUAAUGUUUUUCU